Molecule: messenger RNA, 2067 nt
Organism: Leopardus geoffroyi (Geoffroy's cat)
Lineage: Eukaryota; Metazoa; Chordata; Mammalia; Carnivora; Felidae
Gene: MORN3
Product: MORN repeat containing 3
Exons: 6
Coding region: 1167-1892 (241 amino acids)
Source: RefSeq, a predicted model, not a curated record
GUCAUUCUAAUUGGUCAGUACCUAUCAGGAUAUUGGUUAAAUAUUUCACUCUAGCCCCUUCUGCCAGCUCCACUGGCACGUGUGAGUAUUGCCCAAACCCAUGGAGCAGGAUAGAUAGUAUUUGCUGAGGGGAAACAGAUCCCCUGAUUGGGAGGAGACCAUCUUUAUCACCUUGCACAAGCUGCACCGAGAUGCACAGAUAGACAUGAAUGUCCUCACUGGAGAUCUUGAGGACAUGAAGAGCACAGGUGGUGGGGUCCCAGACUACAGAGAGACCUUAGACCACCCAAAGAUUCCCUGCAACCCCAUCAGGCGUGGCAGGAAGGAGAGCCCUGGUCUGAUGGGAAAACCUAAGCAGGUAAUAAGGCAGACAAGUAGAAUAUCCGGGCAGAGGGCAGAGGUCAUAGAUAAAAGGAUGACCAUCCAUCCUGGUGUGCCUGGGAUCAGCCCAGUUUUGGCACUGAAAUCCAAAUUCCUAGGAAACCCCUCAAUCCUAGGCAAACCCGGACAGUUGGUCACCCGAGAUGUAGUAUCCUUAGUUGGUGGGCUUUCCUGACCACUUCAAAAGCCAGGCCCUGAGCCUUUCCAGUACCCGCUAACAGAUAAGGCAGGACCAAAAGAACUACAGUAUUGGGUGCUUGGUGCAGAGAAGGUGUCCCUGUGGGCUCUGCUACAGCAGCUGUCCACCAGCCCAGAGUGGCCUGGCUAGCUCUUCUCCCCCCAACUCUCCCUGAGUGAAUCCCACUGCUCACCACUGGGGGCUCCAGGCCAGGCUCUAGACUUACGACCAGCAUCCACUCUGACUGGUCAUAUUGGUUAUUAAAUAUGUGACUUUCAACCAUCGGUGGGGGACAGCUUUGUCAUCACAAACCCCCCUGCUCCACUGGUUUCCCUGGGUUCCCAAGCAAUUGUGCCAUCAGACCCACCUCAGGGAGGCCCUAGAGAUGCAAAGGAGAUGACAGACACAGGCCAGUCUAGUGCAGAAGGAUCCCCCCAAAUGGCUGCUCAUCUGCCCAGGGACUCCAAACACACAUGACUCACACCAUUUGGGCUCAGACAAGUGCCUCCCCAGGAAGCCCCGGGAUCCUGGCAUUACUAGGGACACACUGAGCCCCUGAUGUCCCUAACCCUUUGCCAGCACCUCUGGUCCCGCAGAAGCAGCCAACAUGCCUAACUCCAAGUGCCUGCAAAAGUCGGAGCCCCUGUGGAAGGAGUGGGACCAGAAAGCCCAAAAGAAUGGACUGAGGCACCAGGUGAACGCUGUCAAUGGUGACUGCUAUGUGGGCCAAUGGAAGGACAACAUGAAACAUGGAAAAGGAACACAGAUCUGGAAGAAAAAAGGAGCCAUCUAUGAGGGAGACUGGAAGUUUGGGAAGCGAGAUGGCUAUGGCACCCUCAGCAAUCCUGACCAAGAGAAGGGAAAGUAUAGGAAAGUAUACUCUGGCUGGUGGAAAGAUGAUAAAAAAUCGGGCUAUGGGAUUCAGUUUUUCGGACCCAAGGAGUAUUACGAGGGUGAGUGGUGUGGCGACCAGCGCAGCGGGUGGGGCCGCAUGUACUACAGUAACGGCGACAUCUACGAGGGCCAGUGGUUGAAGGACAAGCCGAAUGGGGAGGGCAUGUUGCGCCUGAAGAACGGGAACCGCUACGAGGGCUACUGGCAGAGAGGCAUGAAGAAUGGGUCGGGCCGUUUCUUCCACCUGGACCACGGUCAGCUGUUUGAAGGCUUCUGGGUGGACGACGUGGCCAAGUGUGGCACAAUGAUUGACUUUGGCCGCGAUGAGGCCCCUGAGCCCACCCAGUUCCCCAUUCCUAAGAUCGAAAUUCUAGACCCUAAUGGUGUGCUGGAGGAAGCCUUGGCCAUGUUCAAGAAGACAGAGGAAGAUGAAGAUUGAUGCCAGGACAAGAACCUGAAGCCACGCUUUGCCCCAACGAACUCAGAGGACUUUGUUUUUAUAAAAUCCCAUAUUGUAUUGUGUUUCUGGGACCCACAGAGGUCUCAAACUCAAAGGCCCAUGGUGGGGAGCCAGGCAAGUAACAUAAACAAGGCUGGCCUGGUGUGAGACAAGA